AUGCUGGUGACCUAUUUGGAAGCCAGCCGGGACCUUUGCGAGACGGACUCAAUUCUUUUUGGCGCCGCGCUGGCAGUCUGCCGUAUCAUAGGCGCCAAGGUUUCCACGGCUGGACGCGCUACUGGCCAUAGUAGCGCUAUCCCAGCAUGGAGAAGAAGAAUUGAGGAACGUAUCGCAAAGGCUAGAGCUCUCAUCGGCAGACUGAUAUGCUUCAGAUCAGGCAACAACAGGCCAAGAAUUGUGCGCACCGUCAGGAUGGCGUUUGCUGGGUCAAAUGUCAGUUUGUCCCAGCCGGAUAUAACGCAAAAACCGACGGAGCGCAUAGAUGAUCUGAAGCAGAGAAUCGCUGCUUGGGGAAAGCGGAUUCGGCGAUAUACCGAGAGGUCGACACGGUUCAACCAGAAUCGUCUCUUCCAGAGUGAUCAGAAGAGGCUCUAUGAAUCAUUGGAGCGACCAAUGGUAAGUGGAACGGGUCCAGCACCGAAUCAGGCCGACACUGUAGCAUUCUGGCGCGGCCUGUGGUCAGAGCCCGUAAACCACAGCGAGGGCCCUUGGACGGAAGUUGUGGCGAGUCAGUGUGCGGGUAUUACGCCCAUGGACCCCGUCAUCAUAACGCCGGAUGACGUAGCUGAGGCGGUCCGUAGGGCCCCGAACUGGAAAAGUCCGGGGCUUGACGGGCUGCAUCACUACUGGCUGAAGGGGUUCAUGGUGUGUCACUCUGUGCUCGCCCGACAGUUUCAAGAGGCUCUCAACCAGAAGUCGCUCCCAAGCCUCUUCACUACUGGGAUCACUCAUUUGGUUCCUAAAGACCAGGGGCCGCUGCCUGUAGGUCGCCAGGGCGCGUCUGGAGCUGGCGCUGGACGCGGCAGCAUGCGAACCGCCAGCCGAGCGCGAGGUGCUGCACGACCACCCAGCAGCCCCUCGCAUCCAUCAUCCCCACCAGCUGGCUUGGUGUCGGCAGGGUCUUCGCGGGCCCAGCAAUCGGCACCCGCCUCUGGUGGAGUACGCCGCAUGCGUUGGACAACCCAGAUGAACAGCAACGCAUUGCGGGCGUAUUUUAGGGCGAAAGGGGGAGAAACUGGAUGUUUGGCGUAUCGGGCUAGGAUGCAUCGUCUUUUUGCUGAGCUGGAGCCAUCUUUAACCGUUGCAGAGCAAAACCUGGCAGACCGAGUUCGGUAUAUCUUGCGCUCAAAUAUAUUUGAUGUCGCCGAACUCGAACGGCUACGACGUGAGGCUGUUCCCUCGUCGGAUGAGAAUGCUACGGCUGAGGAUACGGCGCCACAAAUGGUAGAGCAACCCGCAAACGUGGAUGCCGCCGUGAAUACCCCAGUUGUGGUUGAUUCAAACGAUGAUGGAACAGUCGCCCAGGAACUGGAAUUAGAGCAUAUGAGGAGUACAUUGGAAGAGGCGAUUGUGGAAACGCGCUGUACGCCUCUCGAAAAUCGACCGCGUCUUCCCCGCAUAGCCCUAAGCAAGCGGAAUCGGGCUGUCGUGAGGGCUCUGAACCCAAUGCUGGUGACAUAUUUGGAAGCCAGCCGGGACCUUUGCGAGACGGACUCAAUUCUUUUUGGCGCCGCGCUGGCAGUCUGCCGUAUCAUAGGCGCCAAGGUUUCCACGGCUGGACGCGCUACUGGCCAUAGUAGCGCUAUCCCAGCAUGGAGAAGAAGAAUUGAGGAACGUAUCGCAAAGGCUAGAGCUCUCAUCGGCAGACUGAUAUGCUUCAGAUCAGGCAACAACAGGCCAAGAAUUGUGCGCACCGUCAGGAUGGCGUUUGCUGGGACAAAUGUCGGUUUGUCCCAGCCGGAUAUAACGCAAAACUGA
Messenger RNA from Parnassius apollo (apollo), 1821 nucleotides. The record is from the annotation of a GenBank genome assembly. Lineage: Eukaryota; Metazoa; Arthropoda; Insecta; Lepidoptera; Papilionidae.